This is a messenger RNA of Setaria italica (foxtail millet), 2118 nucleotides long. RefSeq lists its product as uncharacterized. The coding region runs from base 281 to 1843 and encodes 520 amino acids. The record is from RefSeq and is a predicted model, not a curated record. NCBI's taxonomy places the organism in Eukaryota, Viridiplantae, Streptophyta, Magnoliopsida, Poales, Poaceae. The transcript is spliced from 12 exons.
AUAUUAUUAUUCUUACAAAGCAAGCAGAUUAGUCUCCGUCUCCCUAAUCCCCCUAUUCCGUUACAUAUGCACAGCAGAAAAGUUACCUGGGCUGGGCCGAGCUAGUAUUUCAUUCACUGCGCGUGCGCACACCAGAAAAGUUACCUGGGCUGGGCCGAGCUAGUAUUUCACAUCAGAAAAGCAGCGGCGGCGGCGGCGGCGAUUGCGCCGUUCCGGCGAGCCCCCUCCGGCGGAACCCUAGCCUCCUUCCUUCCCUGGUGCUGGUGCCUCACCAUGACCCAUGUCGACCUUCUCUCCUCCAUCCCCCGCACCCGCUAGGAAUAGGAUCCCCCUCGCCAGGGUGCGCCUCGACGAUUUGGCGCCCUUCGACGGCGCCUCCACCCGAGCCUACGCCACCGCCGUCGACGCCAUCGCCGAAUCUUUCACGCGCCACGGCGCCGCCGCUCUCGAGCUCCCCGCACCUGACGCCGCUAUCGUCCGCUGCGGCCUCGAGUCUGCGCGCGCAUUUUUCCACGCCCGCCCCGGUCUCUAUGUCUACCGCGCCGGGAGGGCUCUGGAUGAUGGAGAGUUGUCGCCUGCUUGCAUGGUCGAUGCUUUCAGAUGUCUGGGUAAGGCAGCCCGUGCUGCUCUCUGUGCAAUAGCACGCAACCUUCGCCUACGUUCAGAUGCUUUCAGCCGUUUGCUUGAUGACAAUCCGUUGCCUCUUAAUGAGGUUUCAGCCUCAGAAUUGCUGGUGUCAUUUUCUCAUGGACACCUCCAAAGUGGCCAGCCACCUAUAGUGGGCCUCAGGUCAUCAAUGCCUCAAGUAGAUAGGGGUUUUGUUACACUGGUUGCUUCUGACCAUCCAGGAAUUGAGGUUUGCAACCCAAAUGGUCAUUGGUACCUGGCAGAUGGGGUCUCAGGCCCUAAUGACCUAUUGCUUUUGACUGGAAGAGCCUUGAGUCACGUUACUGCCGGUAUACAGCUAAAUUCUCAGUACAGGACCACUAACAGCGAAAACAGGGCAUCACUCAUGUUUAGGCUGAUGCCUCGUGCCGAUGCUAUAUUGGACUGCUCUCCAAUUUCAGCUGCUGGACAUUGCAUACCACAGAUCUACCAGCCCAUAUCCGCAUGCCAAUUUAUGGAUGAUUUGCGUGCGGAAGAGCAUAUUGUUUCCCAUCACUCAGAAGCACCUUGUGAAUCACAGGGGAACUUUGUUAAUGAACCAUCCCUCAGAAGUGUACUCUCAGAUCCUUUGUCUGGGGCUUUUCUUGAAGAUGCUAUGGUUCUCUCAUGUGGACACUCUUUUGGUGGCCUCAUGCUGAAGAAAGUUCUUGAAAUGGCAAGGUGCAGCAUUUGCAAUGAAGAAGUUGAUGCUGCCUCCUUAUUCCCUAACCUUGCUCUAAGAGCGGUAGCUACAGUGGUGAAGAUGGAAGACGAUAGAAGGCUGUUUCAUAAUGCCGCCCUUCGGAAGCGCAGGAAAGAAGUGACUGAGCUUAUGGAUGCACGAAACGGAAGUAGCAAGCAGGAGAAUAGUGAGGUGGGGUUAGAUGCUGAAAACUCCAGAGCAUUCAAGGGGGUGCAGUACCCGUUUACGGUGGGCGACAGAGUCCUGAUCAUGGGAAACAAAAGGACGCCUGAUAAAUUUGUUGGGAAGGAGGCAGUGAUCACAUCGCAGUGCCUGAAUGGCUGGAGUCUGUGCAGGUACCUUGUGAAGGCAGUUGAUAGUGGAGAAAGCAUACGGCUGCAGUACAGGUCGCUGAAGAAAGCGGGGGAGCCGCAGGUGCAAGCGCAAGCGCAAGCGCAAGCACAGGCCGAGAUGAGAUCGCAGCAGGCCCUGGCAUUCCUGCAGAACAAACAAUGAAGGACAUGGGCCGGUGAUGAAGUAGGGUUUUUGUGCAGGCGUACAUGGGAUUUUCCAUGAUAUUCUGUUUUGUUGUAGGCAUGCAAAUGCAAGGGAGGAUGGAUGUACUGUAGAUGCAGAGCCUUGUACGUAACCCGAUGCUCUACUCCACAUGUUCCUUGUUUGUUUUGGGUUCCAUGGCCUCCCACAAACUUAGACUUGCCAUCCAAGUCACUACACCUUUUUUUGUAAAAAAAAGGAAAAAGAAAAAAAGGUCACUACAUGUUCAUCGUCCA